UUAACGACAGUUCCUCAUCCGCUGACGCGUUUCAAGAAGCUUGAGAUUUAAGACUUGUUUUCAGGUUUCCAGGUGUUAUUGCACCCGGCCUGACUCCUGUAAUAAAGUGAGAUGCAAGCGAUGAGAAAUUUCAUCCGGGGUCGCUGGUCCUCUGUUGAAAAGCUAAGUGGCAAAACAGUGGUCAUCACCGGUGCCAACACAGGUAUUGGCAAAGAAACAGCCAUCGACCUGGCCAAAAGAGAGGCAAAGGUCAUCAUAGCAUGCAGGGACAUGGAGAAAGCGGACGCCGCCGUGAAAGAAAUCAUCCAAAGCUCAGGCAACGAAAACGUCCUUUGCAUGAAACUUGACUUGGCAGACAGCAAGUCGAUAAGGGAGUUCGCUGAAGCCAUCAACAAAGGGGAGCCGCAACUCAACAUCCUCAUCAACAAUGCCGGUGUGAUGGCGUGUCCGUACGGGAAAACAGCCGAUGGCUUUGAGAUGCAGAUCGGUGUCAAUCACAUGGGUCACCUCCUUUUGACACAUCUGUUGCUUGACCUGAUUAAAAAAUCGGCACCAGCCAGGAUUAUCAAUGUGUCUUCCAUGGCUCACUUCUGGGGCUCCAUCAAUCUGGAGGACAUCAACAGUGAGAAGAGUUACGACAAGAAUAAAGUCUACUCCCAGAGCAAGCUAGCCAACGUCCUCUUCACCCGCUCACUGGCUAAAAGACUAGAAGGCACGGGGGUGACAACGUACUCUCUCCACCCUGGAGUCGUGAGGACAGAUUUAUGGCGUCAUCUGAACGGCUUUCAGCAGUUCGUCAUGAAGUUGGUCAGUCCCUUCACCAAAGACUCUGUCCAGGGAGCUCAGACGACCAUUUACUGCGCGGUGGAGCCGUCCCUGGAGAAAGAGAGCGGUGGAUACUACAGCGACUGUGCUCCUGCCAACUGCUCAGCGGCUGGAAAAGACGAUGACAUGGCGCAGAAGUUGUGGGAGUUGAGCUGCCGUAUGCUCUCCAUAACGUGGGAAUGAGGCAACCUGGAUUUAACAUCAAAUCUUUACAGUUUACGGUCUGAUUGUUUGCUAAUCAGUGCAGUGUAUCUCAUUCACUAAUACUGCUUGCCAAGAAAUAAUGUACCAAAUAUUAUCUGUAUGAGUUUUCUCCUACAAUCAAAACAGCACUUGCACAACAUGACAUUAUUUCUAAUACGAAGUAUAGAAUUCACCCCAUUUUCUGAUUUACAGAAAUGACCAUAAUCUUAAAUACAUUUCUAUCCAUUUUGAUAAUAGUUUCAUUAUCCAGACAGAAUUUU
Molecule: messenger RNA, 1289 nt
Organism: Xiphias gladius (swordfish)
Lineage: Eukaryota; Metazoa; Chordata; Actinopteri; Istiophoriformes; Xiphiidae
Gene: rdh12l
Product: retinol dehydrogenase 12, like
Exons: 7
Coding region: 112-1008 (298 amino acids)
Source: RefSeq, a predicted model, not a curated record